Molecule: messenger RNA, 846 nt
Organism: Microstroma glucosiphilum
Lineage: Eukaryota; Fungi; Basidiomycota; Exobasidiomycetes; Microstromatales; Microstromataceae
Product: putative small nuclear ribonucleo protein chain D2
Exons: 5
Coding region: 77-412 (111 amino acids)
Biological process (GO): RNA splicing; spliceosomal snRNP assembly
Cellular component (GO): precatalytic spliceosome; U2 snRNP; U5 snRNP
Molecular function (GO): RNA binding
Source: RefSeq, a predicted model, not a curated record
UCUCACUGCCAGACAACAUCAUCUCGCCUGCCCACUUCGCGACUCUCAGUACGGACAGGAAAGACGGUAGCUCACAAUGGCUGAUCUCGUGAACAGGCAUAAGUCCGAGCUGGACCAAGAGGAGACUAGGAGGCUAGAGGAGUACGAAAUCUCCCAAGGUCCCCUCUCCGUCCUGCAGCAAUCCGUCCGCAACCACUCGCAAGUGUUGAUCUCUUUGAGGAACAACAGGAAAUUGCUGGGGAGGGUCAAGGCUUUUGAUAGACACUCGAAUAUGGUCUUGGAGAACGUAAAGGAGAUGUGGACAGAAUACCCGAAGAGCAAGAGCAAGAAGCCCGUGAACAAGGAUCGCUUCAUCUCCAAGAUGUUCCUGCGCGGCGACUCGGUAGUGCUAGUGCUGAGGAACACCGCAUGAACAACAGGAGAUGAGGGUUUUGGGAGGAAGUUCAUUUGUCAUCGCUGGGCCAUUGUGGCUCUCAGCGUCAAAAGCAUUCUACAUCCAAGCUUCGGAUGCAAGGGUCCCUUUCAUCAUUACAAUGUAUCUGUAUCCACGUUGAUGCUGCCAGGCUUUUGUCAGUCUGGUCGAGUUCGACAAUCCGUCGAGUACUCUAGCAUGUCAUUGAGAGGAGCAAGCAAAGGAAGGUAUGAAUGGAAAGAGAGAUGCAGGAUGGAAGGGCCAAAGAGGCAAGCUCAUGCAGGUGGAAGACAAUGGCCUCACCGCUUCCUCGUCGAGCUUCUCCUAGCCGGUGUAGCCGAGGCAGCAUUGCUCCUCGUAGCUUUCGUACUCCUAGCCGCCGAUGCUGGAGUUCCCUUGGCCGGAGUCGCAGCAGCAGAAGGUCUUGCUCUAGG